CUCUGCCCUACUGAAUUUCCCCGCACUCGCCCUGCUACAGCUCCUGCCCCCAGGCCCCUAACUGGAAGUAGGUCCGCGGUCCUGUUACGGGCUAGAGAGUGCCCGACUGUAAGUGAGCAAUCCAAAACCUCGAGCGCCGCCUUCGUGCCAACUUUGCUCCCAAAGUUCAAAUACAAAACUGUGCGUGCGCCCCCGUUCCCCGCGGUGCUGCUGUCCUCCGGGAGCAAGAUCGCGUCCCGCAUCCGCGCCCACGGGCCUCCCUCCAGCUCCCCGACCCCUCUCGGCCCUCCUAAACAUUCAGCAAAACCAAAACAGUUUGCAGCCCCUUCGCCGCCGCUCCGGAAGCACCGCGGCCAAUUCGGUCCCCGCAGCUCCGCUCCUCCCCCGUCCCCCCUCGCCCUGGCCCUGGCUGGGCGGGGAAGCCGGGGCAGGGACGAUCCCGCAAGGGAGCCCCAGCUGCAACAUGCCGGAGCCUUCACCAAAGAAAUGGUCAAUGCGUGGUUUGCUGAGAGAGUUCACACCAUCCCUGUGUGCAAGGAAGGUGCCCGUGGUCACGCUGAAUCUUGCUCCUGCCCUUCACAGCCUAGUCCUCGGGCAGACACCAGUGCACCUGGAACACCAACGAGGAAAAUCUCAGCCUCGGAAUUUGACCGCCCCCUCCGACCCAUUGUUGUCAAGGAUUCUGAGGGAACUGUGAGCUUCCUUUCUGAUUCAGACAAGAAGGAACAGAUGCCUCUAACCCCCCCACGGUUUGACAAUGAUGAAGGGGACCAGUGCUCAAGACUCUUGGAAUUAGUGAAAGAUAUUUCUAGUCAUUUGGAUGUCACAGCUUUAUGUCACAAAAUUUUCUUGCAUAUCCAUGGACUCAUCGCUGCUGACCGCUAUUCUCUGUUCCUGGUCUGUGAGGACAGCUCCAAUGACAAGUUUCUCAUCAGCCGCCUCUUUGAUGUUGCUGAAGGCUCAACACUGGAAGAAGCUUCAAAUAACUGUAUCCGUUUGGAGUGGAACAAAGGCAUUGUGGGACAUGUGGCAGCGUUCGGUGAGCCCCUGAACAUAAAGGAUGCAUAUGAGGAUCCUCGUUUCAAUGCAGAGGUUGACCAAAUUACAGGUUACAAAACACAGAGUAUCCUUUGUAUGCCAAUUAAGAACCACAGGGAAGAGGUCGUUGGAGUAGCCCAGGCCAUCAACAAGAAGUCAGGAAAUGGCGGGACAUUCACUGAAAAAGACGAAAAGGACUUUGCUGCUUACCUGGCAUUUUGUGGUAUCGUUCUUCACAAUGCUCAACUCUAUGAAACUUCCCUGCUGGAGAACAAGAGAAACCAGGUGCUGCUUGACCUUGCUAGCUUAAUUUUUGAAGAACAACAAUCAUUGGAAGUGAUUCUGAAGAAAAUAGCUGCCACUAUUAUUUCCUUUAUGCAGGUGCAGAAGUGCACCAUUUUCAUUGUGGAUGAAGAUUGCUCCGAUUCUUUUUCCAGUGUGUUUCACAUGGAGUGUGAAGAAUUAGAAAAAGCAUCUGAUACUCUGGCAAGGGAACGUGAUGCGAACAAAAUCAAUUACAUGUAUGCCCAGUAUGUCAAGAACACCAUGGAACCACUUAAUAUUCCAGAUGUCAGCAAGGACCAAAGGUUUCCCUGGACAAAUGAAAACACAGGAAAUGUAAACCAGCAGUGCAUUAGAAGUUUGCUUUGUACACCUAUAAAAAAUGGAAAGAAGAAUAAAGUCAUAGGGGUUUGCCAACUUGUUAAUAAGAUGGAGGAGAACUCUGGCAAGGUUAAGCCUUUCAACCGCAAUGAUGAACAGUUUCUCGAAGCUUUUGUGAUCUUUUGUGGCUUGGGGAUCCAGAACACACAGAUGUAUGAAGCGGUGGAGAGGGCCAUGGCCAAGCAGAUGGUCACUUUAGAGGUUCUGUCAUAUCAUGCUUCAGCAGCGGAGGAAGAAACGAGAGAGCUCCAGGCCUUGGCGGCUGCUGUGGUACCAUCCGCCCAGACUCUUAAAAUUACGGACUUCAGCUUCAGUGACUUCGAGCUGUCUGACCUGGAAACAGCACUGUGCACAAUUCGGAUGUUUACUGAUCUCAACCUUGUGCAGAACUUCCAGAUGAAAUAUGAGGUUCUUUGCAGAUGGAUUUUGAGUGUUAAGAAGAACUAUCGGAAGAAUGUUGCCUAUCACAACUGGAGGCAUGCCUUUAACACAGCCCAGUGCAUGUUUGCUGCCCUAAAAGCAGGCAAAAUCCAGAACAAGCUGACGGACCUGGAGACCCUGGCAUUGCUGAUUGCUGCUCUCAGCCACGAUUUGGACCACCGUGGUGUGAACAACUCAUACAUCCAGCGAAGUGAACAUCCACUUGCCCAGCUCUACUGCCACUCCAUCAUGGAACACCACCACUUCGACCAGUGCUUGAUGAUUCUUAAUAGUCCUGGCAAUCAGAUUCUCAGUGGCCUCUCCAUUGAAGAAUAUAAGACUACGCUGAAAAUAAUCAAGCAAGCUAUUUUAGCUACAGACCUAGCACUGUACAUUAAGAGACGAGGAGAAUUUUUUGAACUUAUAAGAAAAAAUCAGUUCAAUUUCGAAGAUCCUCAUCAAAAGGAAUUAUUUUUAGCCAUGCUGAUGACGGCCUGUGACCUUUCUGCAAUUACAAAGCCUUGGCCUAUUCAACAACGGAUAGCAGAACUUGUAGCAACUGAGUUUUUUGAUCAAGGAGACAGAGAGAGAAAAGAACUCAACAUAGAGCCCACAGAUCUAAUGAACAGGGAGAAGAAAAACAAAAUCCCCAGUAUGCAAGUUGGAUUCAUAGAUGCUAUCUGCUUGCAACUGUAUGAGGCCCUGACCCAAGUAUCAGAGGACUGCCUGCCUUUGCUGGAUGGCUGCAGGAAGAACAGGCAGAAGUGGCAGGCCCUCGCUGAGCAGCAGGAGACCACCACAGUCAACGGGGCGAACAGCCAGGCCAAGAGGAACUGAGCUGCCCACCCGGUGCAGUUGGAGUUUACAGAGACCCUGUAUCUGCAGCGUGCCUGCUUUCGCCGGCACCAUUUAGCUUGGGCGUAGACUUUGCCACUGCUGUACUUUUAUUUUUGCACAACUUUGGAGAGCAUAGCAUGAAUGUUUUAGUGGUCAAUGGCAUUUCUUCCUGUACUUCUGUUAUAUGCCACUGAAGUGAUUACCGACACCCAUCCUCCCUUCAUACAUGGAUCAGAGCACUGUUUGUGGUAUUUUGUGGACUACAAAGUGUAAGUAGUGUGCUUGCACUGUGUGACUUCUAUGAUUGGGGAUUAUAAACAACUUGUUUUUGUGUUUUCUGGGUUACCAAUCUUUCAACAAUGUUUGGAAUCUUUUCUGGAAGUAAAUUAGGAGAAAAUGAAAUACAUGCUGGGACAUCUAAAGCCAUCAUAGGAUAGGAUAAAUGUCAGCUGAGAGGAUUUUAAAGAGAAAAGCAUACAUUUGUUGAAAAUGUCUUAAAUUUAAGAUGCUGAAAACCACAUGGCAAGUACUAAGAGACAGUACUGUAAAGAAAGCACAGUCCAUAAUUGAUUAGUUGUUUUUGAAAGAAUAGGCAGGAGAGGACUCUGUCCUUUCAGUGCAGUCUAUCUGGGCCACACGAGGUCACAAAGCAUCCGGUGUCCCCUCCCGGAUGGUAAGCAAGGAAAACCAGAAGGUCCAGUCACUGACUUCCUGAAGAUGAGUGUGAGCUGGAAGUGUCGCGGCCAAGGUGGCACCAGUCGAGAGAAAUGUUCUCUUGGAAGAUCCUCCUGAGAAUUGGCGUUCUGAAGACGAGUGAGAAAUGGCCAUAUUUUGUUUUAUGGCAGUGACGGUGAACCUUUUUGAGCUUUCGUGCCGGGUUUGCCACCACUGGUUUAUAGGAUAAUGAUGCAAACCAAAAUCAAAGAAUUUUGGUGCAUAGCCUAAACACUGACUUUUAGCUGAUAGCCUGUGGGAUUUCCUUCCUACACCUUUUAGUAGUUUACAUUUUCUUGGGCUUUGAACCAAUUGGUGUUCCUAAUUCAUGUUUAUUCACUUUGGAGGAAUAGAUAGUGAAUCUACUACUAUCUACUCCUAGGGGCUAGUUUACAAAAGAAAAGUUUAUUGCAAAGAAGAAAUGCUCAGAUUUGGAGACAAUAGGGAGAAAGGUACGAUAUGUUAGUUUCCUCCCUCAUCGCUUCAGGAAAAAGUGGAUUUUUCUAUUACUAAUUCGGAUGGAAAAUAAUGCAACAGUCUCAGAGACCUUUCUCUAAAAUGUGCUUUUUCAUUUAUAUUUUCCCUUUAAUCUUGCCUAAAAUUCAACAUGUUUAAAAUUCUGAAUGUGCACAUAUAUUUUGAAGUUACACCUUUAUUUUUAUCAAUUAGGUACCAAAAAAGGAAAAAAAAUAAACUAUGCAUUGUGUUGCUGUUACUUCGUCUUGGUAAAGGCUAAGCUAAAAAGUCAUCAACUAACACUGUGUGUGUUACUGUAAUAGUUGUAUUUGUAUAAAGUUAUUUUACUUUUUAUUUCACAUCAUACAGAUCAAAUAUAUAAGGCUGCUUCUUGGUGGCACUUGUGUGUAAACUAGAGAUGCAAUAAAAUACGAGCCACAACCACAUACUGGUACACACCUGUGCGUGCAUACAUAAUUCCUUAGCAUAGAGAAACUGUUUAAAGAACAGUGAUAAUUAAUGAACUCUUUGAAUCACACACAUUGUGACUUAGCAGUUAGACUAAAAUAUAUAUUCAUAUCCUUCAGUAGAGUUUUAGACCCCUGUGAUGCUUGUCACUGAGAAUUUUUUUAAAGUGUGGUAGGUAGGUUGUGUGUGGCAGAUGUGGACAUGUGUCAUUUUGACAAGCAAGAAGACGUAUUUAGAUUAGAAAUUGUUUGGUUUUCCUUUAGAUAAUGGUUCACUUUACUUCACUAUGUUAGGCAUUAAAAGAAGUUAAGCACUGCCAUGACUAUUUUUGGAUAUUUUACUUAUUAUAGAAGAGAAUACUUCAUUAGGACUGAUUCAUUAGUUCAAAUAUUUUUAAUUUGUAAGAUAAUCAUUCCAUACAUGGAUUCCUAUCUGUGGUAUCUGGGUACAAAUCAAAUUUUUGUUCUUAUAUAUUUCGUCAGUAUGUUCCCAAGUUGGAAAAAAAAAUACAUCUAGGACUUCCUCCCCCAGCCCUGUAUUUAGGUCACCCAUAACUAGGAAGUUGUCCUUGGCCAGUACUGUUUGGUUUUUGGUUCCUUGGUUGGUUGGUUGAUGGUUGGAGGCGUGUUGGAUUUUAACAGAGAAACAUGGUACUUUUAAUUUCAAUUUUCAGCCAGAAAAGUCCCCACUAUUUGACUAACUUGUGGGAAGACGUCUAUAAG
Octodon degus (degu) is the source of this 5318-nucleotide messenger RNA. It is a transcript of the gene Pde5a, whose product is annotated as phosphodiesterase 5A. NCBI's taxonomy places the organism in Eukaryota, Metazoa, Chordata, Mammalia, Rodentia, Octodontidae. The record is from RefSeq and is a predicted model, not a curated record. Bases 487 to 2958 code for a protein of 823 amino acids. The transcript has 21 exons. Gene Ontology annotation, biological process: signal transduction. Gene Ontology annotation, molecular function: protein binding; 3',5'-cyclic-GMP phosphodiesterase activity.